AAUUAUUUUUAUACCACGCGCAAAUUGCUAAUUAAACUAUGUCACAAAGUGACAUUUCUUGACAUUUGAGUUGCCAUCAACAUGGAAUCAUAUAGUGGAUUUAAAAGUAAAGAAAAUGGAUAUGAAUGUGAUUGUAGCACAGACAAAGUUGAGAAGGUUUCACACCUCAACAACGAGUUAAAAAUUUUGUGUGAACAAAACAAGGAAUUGAAAAAUCUACUGCAGAUUGAACGAAGAAAAUCGGAAUCCUUACGAGAAGAAUUAAGACUUGGAAGGCCAAUUGAUACAGAAGAGAUUUCGGAAAAUUUCAUCGAACAUAUCAUGAUAAUGAUGAAAGAAAAGUUAGAGGAAAAAGAAAACCAUUUCGUACAUCUCGAGGGCAAACUUAAAAUGAUGAGUGACAAAAUUGCCUCGCAAGAGGAGCAAUUGACGCAAAACGCGUUGGAACAUGAGCAACAAGUUAAACAUCUUCAUCAUUUACUUGCAGAAGAGCGACAUUUGAAUAAUGUCUUGAGUGAAGAAAGCGAUCAAGUUGUCCGUGAUUUAGAAACAAAACUUCAGCAAAAAGUUAAAUUGAACGCAGAAAUGAAAAAUACACAAAAGGAAAUGACUGAACGGUUAAGCGCUAUGGAAGGACAAUGUCAGUUUUACAGGGAGAGAUGUGAUAACAAGAAGAACGUCCAUGUAAUAAGAAAAGAAGAUUUGGCAUGUCAAGUAAAAGAAGAAGACUUUGAACAUUUUCAAAGACAAGAGCAGCAAGAGUUUUAUAAUGAUGAAUUCCUUAACCAUAUCUUCAUGCAGCUUUGGGAAGAAAGUUUUCCUGAAGUUUCGAAAAUGAAUAGUAUGAAGCAUUACAAAAUAUCUAUCUUUAAAACGAUAAGAAAUGGCUUACAAAAAUUCCUAUUGGAUAUUUGACUUUCGAUAGUUAACUAUUUUUAAUUUUCAAUUGUGUUCAAUUGUAUAAAAUUAUUUAUGUUAUUUCAUUAUUAAAAAUUAUCACA
Messenger RNA from Xenia sp. Carnegie-2017, 1001 nucleotides. Its product is annotated as trichohyalin-like. Bases 82 to 915 code for a protein of 277 amino acids. The transcript has a single exon. NCBI's taxonomy places the organism in Eukaryota, Metazoa, Cnidaria, Anthozoa, Malacalcyonacea, Xeniidae. The record is from RefSeq and is a predicted model, not a curated record.